GCGCCUUAGUGCCGAAGUAGGGUGUCCGUUCGUGUCCACCGGCCAGCCAUGAAAAUUCUGGCGGGCACCAUGAUGUUCACCGGAGCCCACGGCGCGCACGCCAAGAAGCGGAGCAGCAGCACGUCGGGCCACAGCGGGGGCGGCGGAGGCGGGUCCGGGUACAGCAGUUCCGGGUACGGGUCCGCCUACGGGUCCGCCUACGGCUCCGGGCUGCAUCGGACCACCGAGUACCGCGGCAACCACAGCUACCGCCACGCCGUCUACCAGGAGGUCAAACCGCGACCGUUGCCACGGCCAGUGGUGGUGCACAAGCCUUUGGCCGCGCCCGAGGAGGAUGGGGUGGACGACGUGCGCGGCCGAGCCAUCCGGGGCCGCCGGGGUGCCAUCCGCCACCACAAGGUCCACGAAGUCAAGGGCCACCGCUUCGUCGCCAAGUUUUUCCGACAACCUACAUUCUGCGCCUUUUGCAAAGAAUUCCUAUGGGGCUUCGGGAAGCAAGGUUACCAGUGCCAAUCCUGCCAGACGGCCGUGCACAAGAAGUGCCACGACAAGAUCCUGGGCAAGUGCCCCGGUUCGGGGCGGGACUCCGAGAGCACCAUUUACUUACGGGAGCGUUUCAAGAUAGACGUCCCCCACCGAUUCAAGGGGCACAACUUCAUGUCUCCCACCUUCUGUGAUCACUGUGGAUCUCUCCUCUAUGGACUAUUCCGGCAAGGGCUGAAGUGCGAAGACUGUGACGUCAAUUGUCACAGAAAGUGUGAGAAACUGAUGCCCAACCUGUGCGGAGUCAACCAGAAGCUGAUCGUGGAAGCUCUGCUUUCGGUGAAAAACAAACCCCCGGAGCCCCGCGACCCGGGCUCGCCGACGCGGACCCCGGCCCAGAACCCCGCGCUGCGGCUGGACGGCGCCGAGAGCCCCCACAGCACGUCGAGCCUGCAGGGCCAGCAGGGCCAGCAGGGCAGGGCGCCGCGCACCGGCGGCAGGAUCACGCCCCCCGCCACCACCAUCCCCCGCUUCCGGAAGUACGCCGUGGAGGACUUCCAGUUCCUCAAGGUGCUCGGCAAGGGCAGCUUCGGCAAGGUGCUGCUGGCGCAGCUCACCAACACGGAGUGCUACUACGCCGUCAAGUGCCUCAAGAAGGACGUGGUCCUAGAGGACGACGACGUCGAGUGCACCCUGAUCGAGCGGAAGGUCCUCGCCCUCGGCACCAAGCACCCCUACCUGUGCCACCUGUUCUGCACCUUCCAGACUGAGUCGCACCUGUUCUUCGUCAUGGAGUACCUCAACGGCGGCGACCUCAUGUUCCACAUCCAGCAGAGCGGCCGCUUCGAGGAGAGGCGGGCGUGCUUCUACGCGGCCGAGAUCGUCUCGGGGCUGCGAUUCCUGCACAAGAAGGGCAUCGUCUACAGGGACCUGAAGCUCGACAACAUCCUGCUGGACUUCGACGGGCACGUCAGGAUCGCCGACUUCGGCAUGUGCAAGCUGCAGAUCUACUUGGACCGGACGGCGGACACGUUCUGCGGCACCCCCGACUACAUGGCCCCUGAGAUCAUCAAGGGCCAGAAGUACAACCAGUGUGUGGACUGGUGGUCGUUCGGCGUGCUGCUGUACGAGAUGCUGAUUGGGCAGUCGCCCUUCUCCGGCCUGGACGAGGAGGACCUCUUCUGGUCCAUCUGCAACGAGCAGGCCCACUACCCCAGGUUCCUCUCCGUCGAGGCGCGCGACGUCCUCGUCCUGCUUCUGGAAAAGGACCAGACGAAGCGGUUAGGGACGCCGGAGUGCACGGCGGGCGACGUCUGCCACCAACCCUUCUUCCGCUCCAUCGACUGGCUGUCUCUGGAGAGGCGGCAGCUGGACCCGCCCUUCAAGCCCAGACUGCAACACCCGUUGGACGUGCAGUACUUUGACCGCACCUUCACCAACGAGCGCGCGCAGCUGACCCCGAUCGACGAGGCCAUCCUGCACUCCAUGGACCAGACGCAGUUCCAGGGCUUCAGCUACACCAACCCCAACGCCACGGACUGAGCCAGUGACCCUGAUCCCAUCGGACACGGCCUCUGGCUGCCUGGCCGCAGGCAGAGCGAACUCUUCCAGUGACGCUCCAGUCUGCGUUUGCACGACUACACUGCAUCAGCGCGAAGCACAGGCUUCCCGAGGCAGAGGCUUCCCGAAGCAGUGCCCGGACGGUUUGGACAGCUCGUGACCAAAGUCGUGUUGCCACAGCAGUAUCCCUUCCGGUUUGUCGGGAGUUGUUUUUACCUCAGCGAGAGACCAGUGUAGGUGCACCGGACGGCAGGGGAGGUCAUUCUUCCUUUGUGUUGGAUUCGCAGCUAUAAACUCCCUUCUCGUGUGCACGGGACCCUCUUCGUUCGAAAAUAAUCAUAAUGAUUCAAAGUUUGAAUGAAAUAGAUUGUAGUUGAUGCGGUGUUGUCCCCCACCGUGUUGUUAGUCAGACGCGAUGUAAGCGAACGGCUGCUACUCAACAUACACUGUAUGGUCGGGAGUCUGUUCGAAAUGCUUGAAUGAUGUUAAAUGGAGUGUGCUCUGUCAGAUAAUAAUCCUAGUCAUUUUGAUCUUAAAUUUUUAGAGUGAAUAGAGUGAAAGUGGUGUGCUUCUGCAUGACUAGAUUUGUUGUACAAAGGAUAUAUUUUGAGUGAAGAUGUUUGUGUUUUCGCAAGGGACUAGUGUGUGUGUGUGUGUGUGUACAUCUCAUCUUUGUGCUGAAACUUUUGAAACUAGAUCACUGAAACGUUGAACUAGUGACAUUACCCAGUGUUUAUUUCCUUGUAAAUCUAAGGUCAGAACAUUCACCGCCGGACAAUACUGUGUAAGAAGAUUACAACUCAUUUUACAUUUUCUCAUUUACCUAAAUACCCCAUGACCUUUUGGAGAGACUGUUUCGGGGUCUCCAGGGGUCUUCAAAGUGAUUGUGAUCUUGCAUGUCUCUCUUAGCGCCCCAGUUGCCAUUCGUCCUGUUUAGCUAGUUUGAUGUGUUCUCGCCCGAGCCUGGCAAGAAAAACAGCCGCGCGACUCAAGGUUUCGUUUUUUCCUUGCCGACAUCAGCGUGCCUUGCUCCGUUUGAAACUAACUGUCGCGCUCUCCCCAAUGGACACGGGCAAUAUCUUCCCACGUGUUUAGACGUAAAUUUUCAUGUUAGUGAUAGCUAAAUGAUGUGUCCACACUGGACCAGCGUACUAUAAAUACUUUGUAUACUGUAAAACGAAAAAUGUUUAUUAAAGUUUAAGAGGCUAA
This is a messenger RNA of Thrips palmi, 3252 nucleotides long. It is a transcript of the gene Pkcdelta, whose product is annotated as putative protein kinase C delta type homolog. NCBI's taxonomy places the organism in Eukaryota, Metazoa, Arthropoda, Insecta, Thysanoptera, Thripidae. The coding region runs from base 49 to 2025 and encodes 658 amino acids. Gene Ontology annotation, biological process: intracellular signal transduction; peptidyl-serine phosphorylation. Gene Ontology annotation, molecular function: ATP binding; diacylglycerol-dependent serine/threonine kinase activity. The transcript has 14 exons. The record is from RefSeq and is a predicted model, not a curated record.